Molecule: messenger RNA, 4551 nt
Organism: Drosophila willistoni
Lineage: Eukaryota; Metazoa; Arthropoda; Insecta; Diptera; Drosophilidae
Product: protein argonaute-2
Exons: 6
Coding region: 87-4220 (1377 amino acids)
Molecular function (GO): RNA binding; protein binding
Source: RefSeq, a predicted model, not a curated record
ACAGAAGUAAUAAAAAAUAAAAAUAAAAUCAUUGAUAAUAGAAAACAGCAUAUAGUACAUAAAAGUUAUCCUUUCAAGCUAUUAAAAUGAAAAAUAAUUCUGGUAAGGAAAACUACGGAGCAAAAGGUGGAGGAUGGGCAAAUCAAGUCAAGCAACAAGGCAGGAGCCAAGGUUCUAAAGAAAACCCUCAGCCAGGCUCGGAUAGACCAGGACCUAAUCAAAAGCAACAACAAGUUCUACGGGACUCUAAUUUAAACCAAGGCAGUGGCAAUCAAGAAUCGUGCGGCCAAAAACAAGGUGGUGGACGAAAUCAAACUUCGUGGGGUUCGUCAAAGCCCCAAGCAGACAAAGAAACCAACCAACAGCAACAACGUAGUCAACAUGAUGGUCAGCAGCCAACCGACCCUGGAUCAUGGGCUAAAAAGGCAGGGCAAACUCAAAAUCAAAGUUCGUGGGGCCAGAAAAAGAAUCAGCCAGGCCCAAAAGUAAAUCAAAUUUGUCAACAGCAGCAAAACGGCCAUGGAUCGUGGGCUGAACAGAAUGUACAAGGACAAAACCAUAGCUCAGGGGGCUCGACACUGCAUCAGCCAGUCCCACCUAGUGAAGGUUCGAUGCAACAGCAACAGCAAGGACAACAAAAAGCUAUGGUAAAUCAAGUUGGUCAGCAGCAGCAAACUGGCCACGGAUCGUGGGCUAAAAAGGAAGGUCAAACUCAAAAUCAAAGUUCGUGGGGCCAGAAAAAGAAUCAGCCAGGCCCAAAAGUAAAUCAAAUUUGUCAACAGCAGCAAAACGGCCAUGGAUCGUGGGCUGAACAGAAAGUACAAGGACAAAACCAUAGCUCAGGGGGCUCGACACUGCAUCAGCCAGUCCCACCUAGUGAAGGUUCGAUGCAACAGCAACAGCAAGGACAACAAAAAGCUAUGGUAAAUCAAGUUGGUCAGCAGCAGCAAACUGGCCACGGAUCGUGGGCUAAAAAGGAAGGUCAAACUCAAAAUCAAAGUUCGUGGGGCCAGAAAAAGAAUCAGCCAGGCCCAAAAUUAAAUCAAAUUUGUCAACAGCAGCAAAACGGCCAUGGAUCGUGGGCUGAAAAGAAAGUACAAGGACAAAACCAUAGCUCAGGGGGCUCGACACUGCAUCAGCCAGUCCCACCUAGUGAAGGUUCGAUGCAACAGCAACAACAAGGACAACAAAAAGCUAUGGUAAAUCAAGUUGGUCAGCAGCAGCAAACUGGCCACGGAUCGUGGCCUAAAAUGGAAGGUCAAACUCAAAAUCAAAGUUCGUGGGGCCAGAAAAAGAAUCAGCCAGGCCCAAAAGUAAAUCAAAUUUGUCAACAGCAGCAAAACGGCCAUGGAUCGUGGGCUGAAAAGAAAGUACAAGGACAAAACCAUAGCUCAGGGGGCUCGACACUGCAUCAGCCAGUCCCACCUAGUAAAGGUUCGAUGCAACAGCCACAGCAAGGACAACAAAAAGCUAUGGUAAAUCAAGUUGGUCAGCAGCAGCAAACCGACCAUGGAUCGUGGGCUAAAAAAGAAGGUCAAGCUCCAAAUCAAGGUCCCACAAAGUCGCAAGCAGUCCCACCUAGUCAGGGAUUAACGCAACAGCACAGACAAGGAUUACAAGACUCGAAGGUACUUCAAUCACAGGAAUUUUUGAUUCACCCUGGUAAUAAUAAGGAGAGUCGUGGUAGCGAAGACAAGGACGUAAAUGUCAAAGGAAAGGCUAUCGAGUCUCAAGCUCAGUUGGGUAAUCAGCAACGCCAACAAAUUAGCUAUCCUCCACUUCAACCGCCAGGUAGCCUUAAACGCGGCACUAUUGGCAAACCUGGACAGGUGGCAGUCAAUUAUCUCGAAGUCGAUUUGACAAAGAUGCCGUCGAAAGCAUAUCAUUAUGACGUGAAGAUCGUGCCUGAGCGGCCAAAAAAGUUUUAUCGCGAUGCCUUUGAACAGUUUCGUAUAAUCCAUCUGAAUAAUGUUAUAGCUGCUUACGAUGGCCGCGCCAAGUGCUAUUCUGUGGACAAACUAAAUACCGCUACUAAAAAUGGUGAUGUCAAGGUGACCGAUUCUCAUGGCCGCACUUUAAACUACAAUGUUGAGAUUAAAGAGACUACGGGUUUCCACGUCGACUUGAACUCUCUUCGCAGCUAUAUGAAUGACAAAAUCUACGACAAGCCCAUGCAAGCUUUGCAAUGUCUGGAGGUAGUUUUGGCGCAACCUUGUCACAAGAAAGCCAUUCGCGCGGGGCGCUCCUUCUUUAAAGCGGCUGAGCCUGGAAGGCGCUUGGAACUGGGCGAUGGUUACGAAUGCCUCAUUGGUCUUUAUCAGACCUUUGUUUUAGGAGAUCGACCUUUCGUGAAUGUAGACAUCUCGCACAAAUCCUUCCCCAUUGCUCUUCCUGUUCUGGAAUAUAUAGAACGCUACGUCCUAAAAGAAUCGAUUAAAAAUACAACCAACCUGGACAGAUUGUAUCCAACGAUAGAGGAUUUCUUGAAGGGAAUAUUUGUUAUUUACGAGCCACCGUCGUGUUUUAACAGUGCUCCACGCGUGUUUAAAGUGAACGGACUAACAUCAUCGUCAGCCAGAUACCAACAAUUUCAGUUGGAUAACAAAACCUUGACGGUAGAGCAAUACUUCCAAAGUCGUAAUUAUUCCUUAAGGUACCCGAAUCUGCGUUGUUUGUAUGUCGGACCGCUGGACAGGAAUAUCUUUUUGCCAAUCGAACUAUGCCGCAUCGAAGACUGCCAGUCGUUGAAUCGCAAAGACGGCGCUAAUCAGGUCGCGGCUAUGAUCAAAUUUUCCGCCACCUCGACCAAUGAACGCAAAGCCAAGAUCAUGAACUUACUUAAGUUUAUGCAACACAAUCUUGAUCCUUCCAUAAGUCGCUUUGGUAUUUACAUCCACAAUGAUUUUAUUGUAGUCCAUACACGAACUCUCAGCCCACCGUUGGUGGAGUACAGGAAUAAGCAAAUGUCGAUGGUUAGGAAUGGCUCUUGGCGCAUGGACCAACGCGCCCAGUUCUUGGAACCGAAACAGAAGGUCCAUAAAUGGGCCAUUCUUCAUUCAGAUGGGCGUCGCAGAUUGCCAUAUAAUCAGAUUGCUGACUUUGGGAACAUGUUCCGCCGUCAAGGACUUUCGGUAAAUGUCUGCUUAGAGGAAAUGCCCGACAUAAGAUGCUUUAAAGAUGAUAGGGAGUUGGAUGUUUACUUCGAUGACCUCAGGCGCAGUAAGUGCGACUUGGUGAUUGUGAUCAUACCCCAAAUUGGGGUGUCCUAUGACAUCAUUAAGCAGAAAGCUGAGCUAAAGCAUGGCAUACUGACACAGUGCCUGAAGCAACUCACUGUCGAGCGUAAAUUAAAUCCGCAACUGAUUGGCAAUGUUCUUCUGAAGAUCAAUUCGAAACUAAAUGGCAUAAAUCACAAGUUAAAGGAUGAACCGAAUCGACUGCUAUCAAAUGUAAUGUUUCUGGGUGCCGACGUUACCCAUCCAUCGCCGGAUCAAAGGGAGAUACCUAGUGUUGUUGGUGUAGCUGCCUCACAUGAUCCCUAUGGGGCUGCCUAUAAUAUGCAGUAUCGUUUACAGCGCUCAGCUCUCGAAGAGAUCGAGGAUAUGGAAACUAUUGUCACGGAACAUUUACGUAUUUAUCAUUCAUAUCGCAAACGAUAUCCGGACCAUAUUGUCUAUUAUCGCGAUGGAGUGAGUGAUGGCCAAUUUCCAAAAAUUAAGGCGCUCGAACUGAGAGGAAUUAAUGCGGCAUGCGCCAAGCUGGGCAUUAAACCCAAACUAUGCUGUGUAAUCGUGGUAAAACGCCAUCACACACGAUUCUUUCCCACCGGUGUUCCUUCGCAAGCCAAUAAAUUCAAUAAUGUGGAUCCAGGGACAGUUGUAGAUCGCGUGAUUGUCCACCCAAAUGAGGUGCAAUUCUUUAUGGUUAGCCAUCAAUCCAUUCAGGGCACAGCCAAGCCAACCCGUUACAAUGUCAUCGAGAACACUGGCAACUUGGACAUUGAUUUGUUGCAGCAAUUAACCUUUAACCUUUGUCACAUGUUUCCUCGCUGCACUCGCUCGGUUUCGUAUCCAGCUCCAGCAUAUUUGGCCCACUUGGUGGCCGCACGUGGACGUGUCUAUCUUACAGGAACUAAACUGUUCAAAUCACCCAAGGAAGAAAACCAGAAGCGUUUAAUCUCUACCUCCUUGACAACAGCAAAUCCAAUGUUCUUCGUUUAAUAACAAGUAAUAUCAUUAUCAUUAUCCAUAAACUUUUCUGACGCUUUGCGCUGGUCCUGUCUCGAUUAAUGCCAUACCAAAUUUUGUUAAAGGAAUUUGUGAUAGUAACAAAUGUGUACAUAGACUGGACCGCUUUGUCUUACCAAUAUCAUUAACAUUGUUUAACCUUAUCAGCAGCCACUUCACUUAAAAACAUUCAAAAGCAAUCUUAACCUAAAAUAUAAACCCGGGACUUAAUUGUUAGAUGCAGGUUAUAUGUACAUAGUGCUUGUGAAUGUGUGUGCCUUGAUCUUUCCCAAUAAUUAAAAAACUAUUUGCACGUAAAUGAUAA